AUGCCUCGCCCGAUACAGCUCGUCACAGCCGUACUGGGCGCCUGCGGUCUCAUCCUCUUUUUUGGCGCCGCCCACUCAGAGGUCAACCCCACCUUUACAGACGCCGACAACAACAGCUCCGGCGAUCGCACCCACGACCUCAGACACAACGCAGUCGUGCCACCACCCGGCUCUCAAAAGACCCUCGGCUGGCUCCCGUCCAACUGGUACGGCAACAACGAGCAGCAAAAGGUGGUCCAGCACGUAACCGACAAUGUGGCAGCGGACGACGACCUCUACAUGUCGUUCCACAACGGCGUGCCCCAGACCACCCUCACGUCUGGUAUCGCCGGUUUCAACUUCUUCACCAACCUCUAUCUCUUCAACGGCACCUUCUACUUUGUCACCGACGAUGCCGAGGCCGCCGGCUUCCCCGCCCAAGGUCCUGGCUACAUCAUGAGCGACGUCUCCGGCGCCACCAAGGAGACGGCCGGCCCCGAUCGUUGGCAGGUCAUCACCCCCGCCGAGGCCAAGCAGGUUCUGGGACGGAUGGCAAUCCGCCGCCACGGUGUUUCGCACUACUUUAACGACCGUGACGGCGGUGGCUCACAGGCCUUCCUUGCUCACUACUACCACUUCAGUGCUCACUUUCCUGUCCUUUUUGCCUUCUUUUCUGCCACUAUCGCGUUGGACAUUGCAGUUGGCGAGAUGUUCAUCGGUCUCUGGCGCCUGUCGGCAUCGGCUGGCAGCUACGAGCUGCCCGCACGCCUCGUAUUCCUUAGCGAAGGCGCCGAAUGGCGCGACAGGGCCCGCAUCACCCCUUGGUUCCAGCGCACCAUCAUGGCCGAAACUGUGAUUGAGGAGCAUCCAGACUGGGAGGACCGCAAGCUGAGCGGCGUCACCUUCGUGUAUGACAAGAUUGGCAUUGCAGACCGAUGGGCGGCCCACAGGCACGGCACCCUCGAGGUCAAGCACUGGAACAAGGCUAUUGGCGACCUUCCCCAGCUCCGUGUCCCUCUCAACUGGAUGGACCCCCUCCGCGACCGUGUCGUGCAGGUCUCCGAGGUGUCCGGAUGUACGGCUAAGCGGGCCCAACCCACUGUCCCCGUUGUCACUUAUAUUGACCGCCAGAAGACUGCUCGCCGCCUUCUGCCCGACUGUCACGAGGACCUGGUCAAGUCGCUCCAAGCUCUCCACGACAACGGGGACAUUGAGUUUGUUCACGCGCAGAUGGAGUUUAUCGAACGCACCGAACAGUUCUGUCUCGCCGCUCGCACAGACAUCAUGGUCGGUGUCCACGGAAACGGUCUCAGCCACCAGCUGUGGAUGAAGCCUGGCAGCGGUGUGCUUGAGAUCAUGAUGCCGGACUCGUUUUUGCGCGACUACAGCAUCCUCGCCGAGUUAAUGAGCCACGAGUACUAUGCCGUCCACAACGACACGUAUCUCCCUCGUGACAAGUGGCGUCGCCCCGAUGGAUGGGGUAUCGGCGCGAAUGACGACUUCCACAGCUCCAAGAUCCCGGCAAACGGCCCAUGGAUCGCCAACCUCGUCAAAGACAUGGCCGCUCGCCGUCGCUACGGCCCCACUCCUGUGCAGUGGUAG
Apiotrichum porosum is the source of this 1581-nucleotide messenger RNA. RefSeq lists its product as uncharacterized. Gene Ontology annotation, biological process: protein O-linked glycosylation via mannose. The transcript is spliced from 13 exons. Lineage: Eukaryota; Fungi; Basidiomycota; Tremellomycetes; Trichosporonales; Trichosporonaceae. Gene Ontology annotation, cellular component: endoplasmic reticulum. The coding region runs from base 1 to 1581 and encodes 526 amino acids. The record is from RefSeq and is a predicted model, not a curated record. Gene Ontology annotation, molecular function: protein O-acetylglucosaminyltransferase activity.